This is a messenger RNA of Ostrinia furnacalis (Asian corn borer), 3086 nucleotides long. Its product is annotated as zinc finger protein OZF-like. Gene Ontology annotation, biological process: regulation of gene expression. Gene Ontology annotation, cellular component: nucleus. The transcript is spliced from 4 exons. The record is from RefSeq and is a predicted model, not a curated record. The coding region runs from base 100 to 1566 and encodes 488 amino acids. Lineage: Eukaryota; Metazoa; Arthropoda; Insecta; Lepidoptera; Crambidae.
AAUCGAUCGAGUGAAUUCGAGUGGUGUUGGUUCUUGGUUUAUUUUGCGAAUUUUACAUAAAAUGAAAACUAAUUCGGCUAAUUAAAGAAAAGCGACAAAAUGGCAGAGAGCAACGUCGUUAUUAAAAAGGAAAUCGAGGACGACGAGCCGUUCCCUUCGUACUGUGACACAGAAUUAAAUAGUGUCCCAAAUUCCGCGAACUACUAUGAAAGAUCUACCGAAUUUGUUAAAAUUGAGAGAAGCUAUAGCCCUUUAAGGCAAAUCAAAGAAGAGCCCCUAGACUUGACCCCUGAGCGACCCCCGGCGUGCCGUCCGGACAGCCCGCAGGAACCGGACAGCACCACGGACACCAUCAAGGUAGAAGAACGGACACAGCACACUCAGAUAGAGUUGGAGCUGAUCCCUGAGGAUUGUCAUAGUCAAGAACAGCCCGAGAAAUCGCAGAUUAAACAUUUAUCGUCAGAAAAACAGCGAAGAAAUGAGUUGAAGCAAAAGUACGUCACUGACAACGGAAAAUUCACCUGUCUGAUUUGCCGAAAGAUCUACAUGACCAAAGCUAGCAUCAUUCGUCAUCUGCUCUCCCACACAGACGAAGAUUUCAAAAACCCACCCCACCCCCAAGACUUGAUCUACAAGUGUGAAUUAUGCGGCAAAACGUUUAAAAGUUCAGCUAAUUUAAUGCAGCACAACUACAUACAUUUAGACAAAAAACUAUUCAAGUGUGAUCAAUGUGAUCGCUCCUUCACUCUAAAAUCGAAUCUUAUAAGACACCAAGGGAAAAGCCAAUGCAAGUUGCCUGAUACACCGCUGGUCUGUCAUCUGUGCAACAAGAAGUUUCCUAAAAGUUCGUUACUGACAAGUCAUUUGAAAAAGCAUUCAACGGAAAGGCCCUUCGGUUGUGACAUGUGUGGAAUGAAUUUCAAGUACAAAAGCACUUUAAUUAGACAUGUCCAACAUCACAACGGAUUUAAGCCGUUCUCUUGCAAUAUAUGCAACAAAACAUUCACACACUUCGGUCUGAUUAAACCUCAUAUGAGAAUGCACACUGGUGAGAAACCAUAUGCUUGUCCGGUGUGCUCCAAAAAGUUUUCUCACAAACACAAUAUGUUGAGGCAUUCGGUGAGGCACGAUAAAAUUGUAAAUCUAAACUGCCCGGUGUGCAAUAAGGCAUUUCCUAAAGAAAGCCGUCUGAAAUACCAUAUGAGAACCCACAUGGACAUCAAGUGUUUUGCAUGUGCUAUUUGCCCGAAGAAAUUCUCACACAGACAGAACGUAAUCAGACAUUAUUCAAGAAAACAUCCGGAUAAAAUCUAUGAGAGUGCAGAGACCGAUGCAAGUGUGGCCCUCAAGUUGUGGAACGAAGUGAAAAACAACAAAAUACCUCUACCUACCUUAGAUACGAACAAACGUAAAGUUAGAAUUUAUAAAAAUAAAGCCGAUCAAACUGACAAUAAUCAUGAUGUCAACGCAAAUGAAGCAGAAGAAAUAUUGCCAGAUGUAAAAAAGCCUGAGAUUGCGUUCGAGACGGUUAAUAUUAAAGUAGAAUGUGAAACGGAUAGUGAUUGAACAAAUAAUAAGAAUAGUCUACGUAUGUACAAAUAGUACUACUUUAUUAUUUUUCCCCUAUUACUUUAAAAACUGUAUAAUGGCGAUUAUGGUUUGAUCUUCAUGAAAAUUGAAAAAGUUAUUUUUCAAAAACCUUAGUGAUAUUAAUUUAUUUUAUUCAAUGCAGAUAUUAGUGAUUUUUUUUCUACCCUAUGUAAGUAAAAGUAUUAUAAACUACAUUGUAAAACGGGUGUAAUGUUAACUAGUAGUGUUGCCGAAUUACGAUAAAUACCGAUAGCAUAUCGAUGGUAUCGAUACUACCGAUAUUCUUAUAUUUUUUACUAUGACACUACCCUACUCUACUGUACACUCAAUGGUGUGUGUCGUAGGAUAAUUUAUUAAAAAGUGAACUGUAUAGGUUUUUUGUUAUAAAAAUUGAUGAAGGUAGAUCAGAGCGCUUAGUGUGAGUUUAAAUCAAACGUCCUCAUUAGUGAGCGCGUAAAAAAUGUCAUUAAAUGCAUGACGGAUUGUACAGCGCCCCUAGCGGAAACUUUCAAGAACUAAAAUUUUCAUAUAUUUUUUUAAGGCGCUCACUAGUGAGAACGUUUGAUGUUAACACACUAAGCCUUCAGUCCUCGCAAUACAAACAGGUAAUCUGAGCAUCACCUACCUUAAAGUCGACCCGAUCCACGGACAGAAGGCAAACUGCAGACGCUCGAAGUUCAGCGGUGGAGCACUGAUGAUGUUGAUAUGAUGAUGCACGUUUACACUACACUCGCGAACAAUCACAAAAAACACGCUCUUUCGGAGUGAACCUCACUAGUAGAAUUAAUUUAAAGAAGUUCUAACGCGAUUUAAACUAACUCAAAUUAUCCAACGCGAAAGUUUAAAAUUAAUAUUGUCAUUAAUAGACUUGCAAAACGUGCGCGACACACGUGUGUGCGCAUUGAGCGUGCCCGGGCAACUGCAGCAACUGAGGCUUGCUCCGACCGUUAAUGACGGUAGGAAAAUAAAGUUGGCGAAGCAAAUAUGCGAUUACCCACCAAUAUAAGAUUUUUAACUUACGCGUUCCAUUUCAACUUGUGACGAUUCUACACGCUAAUAUUUUUACAAGUUCUGAACAGUCAUUUUUAAGCAUUGGUAUCGAUUUUAUUGACUAGUUAUUGAUAAAACUAUCGAAUAUUAUCGGCAACACUUAAUAUUAGGUAGGUCUGACACUGAGUAAAUGCUUCCUUUGUUUAUAAUACGUGUCGAAAAUAUAUUAAAGUUUACUAUUUAUUAUUCUUACAUAAUUUUGAUUUCUCAUUUUGAGCCACUGCCUACGUGAUCGUAUCGUAUUUACUAGUUAUCCGAUUUCAAAUCGAUAGCGAAUAAAACUCUUCUAAAUGUUUACGAAUAAAUCGUUAGAAUUCGAUUAAAUAAAUUGGUAUAAAAAACAUAGGCAGUGGCUUAGUUGUAAAAUCAGAAAUUGUCCAUAACUUUCACUAUUUAUUAAACAACUUAACUAUAAGAUUAGAUGUUGCUACAGAUAUAUUUAAAUA